This is a messenger RNA of Cryptomeria japonica (Japanese cedar), 1258 nucleotides long. RefSeq names its product dihydroflavonol 4-reductase. Bases 137 to 1147 code for a protein of 336 amino acids. NCBI's taxonomy places the organism in Eukaryota, Viridiplantae, Streptophyta, Pinopsida, Cupressales, Cupressaceae. Gene Ontology annotation, molecular function: oxidoreductase activity, acting on the CH-OH group of donors, NAD or NADP as acceptor. The transcript is spliced from 6 exons. The record is from RefSeq and is a predicted model, not a curated record.
GCUUGAAACGUGAUACUUGAUGCCUAACAUUUUUCUAGAUCCUCUUCCAGCCUUUUCAAUUUCAGGCAGCAACUAAAUCUUGCAUUCUUUCCUUACAGGCUGCAAUUUGGAGCUUUUAACAAGUUGUUAAAAGAUCAUGGUAGAAGAGAUAUACAAGGAAGGGAAAGGCACAGUCUGUGUCACAGGAGCUGCUGGUUUCAUUGGGUCAUGGCUUAUAAUGCGAUUACUUGAGCAGGGUUAUGUUGUGAGAGCAACUGUCAGAGAUCCAGGAAAUCCAGUGAAGACCAAUCAUUUGUUGAAACUACCUGGGGCCCAUAAGAGACUAACCCUUUGGAAAGCAGACUUGGCUGAUGAAGGAGGCUUUGACAAUGCGAUUGAUGGUUGUGAAGGUGUUUUCCAUGUUGCAACUGCAAUGGAUUUUGAGUCCCAAGAUCCAGAGAAUGAGGUGAUACAACCAACAGUGAAUGGGGUAUUGAAUGUAAUGAGAUCAUGUGCGAAGGCCAAAUCAGUGAAAAGGGUUAUUUUCACCUCAUCUGCUGGGGCAGUGAGUUUUACAGAUGAUUAUGGAACACCAGGGAAAAUUUAUGAUGAAACCUGCUGGACCAAUGUGGAGCUUUGUAGGAGUAUAAAAAUGACUGGCUGGAUUUACUUUGUGUCCAAGACACUUGCAGAAAGAGGUGCAUGUGAGUUUGCAGAGAAAAAUAAUGUUGAUCUCAUCACAGUUAUACCAACAUUGGUGGUUGGGCCUUUUUUAAUGGAGACUAUGCCUCCCAGCCUGGUUACAGCAUUGGCGCUGUUCACAAGAAAUGAACCACAUUACAUGAUAUUGAGACAAGUGCAGCUGGUUCACUUGGAUGAUCUCUGCAUGUCACUCAUUUUUCUGUAUGAACAUCCCCAAGCAAAGGGCAGAUAUAUCUCUUCCUCACAUGAUGUCACCAUUGUUCAGCUGGCAAAGUUGUUGGCUGACAAAUAUCCACAAUACAAUAUUCCAACUGAGUUUAAGGAUGCAGAUAAGUCUUUGCCAGCAGUAGCAUAUUCAUCAAAAAAGCUUGUUGACUUGGGCUUCAAAUUCAAGUACACCAUAGAAGACAUGUAUGACGGGGCAAUACAAAGUUGUCUGGAAAAAAGUCUUCUAUCAAAGAUGUGAAUUGGGGCACCAAGCAGCAUCCUCAAUAGUAAUCAGUAGUUUCCAUUCGUUGUUCAGAGAUGUUCAACUUUACAAUGAUACCUUAGAUAGGAAAGUAGGUUAUCUUUUUGA